Messenger RNA from Coffea eugenioides, 2263 nucleotides. Its product is annotated as DNA-dependent metalloprotease WSS1-like. NCBI's taxonomy places the organism in Eukaryota, Viridiplantae, Streptophyta, Magnoliopsida, Gentianales, Rubiaceae. The coding region runs from base 219 to 1193 and encodes 324 amino acids. The transcript has 5 exons. The record is from RefSeq and is a predicted model, not a curated record.
UUCAGGUUUCUAAUGACCAGUAGUAAAAUAGAAAGGGAUGAGUUGGGAAAGGGUGUUGGGUAUUCAUAGCUACAUACAUUUGAACUCCCACCCUCGUACACCAAAAGUAGGUGGUGAUUUGAAUUUCAUGUGUCGACUGGACAGACACCAAUUGGCACUUUAGCUGAAGCUUUUGGUUCUGCAAUAAAAUUGUCUUCGUCCAGAUUUUCCCAUUUCACAUGGAUUUGAACGACCUUAACAAGGUUUGGGAAGUCAAACCUUUAAGGAGGACUCGAGAAAAUGAGGCCAGGCAAAUUCUUGAAAGAGUAGCUAAACAGGUGCAACCCAUUAUGCGCAAACGGAAUUGGAAAGUCAAAGUUCUUUCUGAAUUCUGCCCAGCAAAUCCGUCUCUUUUAGGUCUUAAUAUAGGAGGGGGUGCAGAAGUUAAGCUGAGAUUGCGCCGACCGAACAAUGAGUUGGAUUUCUUCCCAUAUGAUCAGAUUCUUGAUACCAUGCUUCAUGAGCUCUGCCACAAUCAAUAUGGUCCCCACAAUGCCGAUUUUUACAACCUUUUGGAUGAAAUUAGAAAGGAAUGUGAAGAUCUUAUGGCUAAGGGAAUUACAGGCACUGGGCAAGGAUUUGAUCUCCCUGGUAGACGACUGGGUGGCUUUUCCCGUCAGCCUCCUUUGUCAUCACUCCGGCAGUCUGCAUUGGCAGCUGCAGAAAAUAGAGCUCGGCGUGCAGCUAUUUUGCCAUCUGGACCAAUGCGACUUGGUGGUGACAGUAGCAUUAAGGCCGCCCUGAGCGCAAUACAAGCUGCUGCUAUGGCUGCAGAAAGGAGAUUACAUGAUGAUGUGUGGUGUGGUUCCAAAUCUGCAGAAAGUGAAGGAUCUUCUGAAAGUUCUCAAUCCUCUACUGUGCGCGAUAAUGAAUCUGAUCUGAUGUCAAAUCUUGGCAACGCUCAAAGCAGUGGUACUAAAGAUCUUCAGUUGUCGUGGCAGUGCAGCACUUGCACCUUAAUAAAUCAGCCCCUGGCUCUUAUUUGUGAAGCUUGUGGAACGAAGAAAUGCGCAAGCAAUGGAAAAAAGUCAAAGGUUUGGUCUUGUAAGUUUUGCACUCUAGACAACAGUGUUGAGGUUGAGAGGUGCUUGGCUUGUGGGGAAUGGAGAUAUUCGUAUGGUCCACCCACAGUACCUCUGUUGGAAAAUGCAUAGGUACCUGGAAUUGGGAAGUUUAAGUAUAUUAGGGAGAAAAAGAGACGCAUUUUCCGCAAGCACUCUACACCAUGCUGGUUAAGAAGCCUUCAGAUCCAAUCCUUGUCAGUGAAUUCCAAUUGCACAAAGGUCUGCAUGGGGUAGUCAACCUGGGCCAACAACAGCUGUGUAGUUGUCCAGCAUGUUGAUGUAUGAAAGCCAAGAAUUUUGUUACUUAUUCUGCCGUUGAAAAAAAUGUCCACGUGUCUCUCGGACACUCUGUAUUUGCUACAUAAAGUGUGGAGAUACGAAUGUAAAAAUUAUGCUUUAGCUGCGAAAAGGACAGUUGUUUGCUUUUCGUGUUGUGAAUUAUAGGCUACCUUCCAUCAGUUAUUACUUUUCUUCUUAAAGAUUGGGCUCGCUCCUGGUAACAAGCUGCUUGCGGGGAUAGCACUGGAAAAAGGGCAGGCUGUUUUCUUUCCUUGUAUGCUUGGAUCUGAAUCUUGAAUAUAGUAACACACACACAGUUAGUUACCUUGAACAAUGGUUAGCGUUCAUUAGUGGGGCAACAAAAAGGGGAAACUGCGCGCGUUUGUUACUUAUUUUGGGAUUUUGGCAAGAGACAGGAUUACCAUCAGAGUAGCAGGUUUCGUUGGAGGGUCUGAUAGACAAGCGCAAAAGGAGCUGGAUGGAUGGGUUUUAGUUAGAGCCAGGCAUAGGUUACUCGGACGCUAUGCUGGAAGAAGAGCAGGAGUGGGAAGUGCCCAGUUAUUGAUCAGAGGGAUUUAAAUAAUAACGGUGGUGUCGUCUCGUCAUGGCAACAAUGUGGGCUGGUUGUAAAGGAAAGGAUCAGAGUCGGACAGAAGAAAUGCAGCAAGAAAGAUAUUUGGUAGAAGCAGCAGCGUAUAGAGAGACGGAUCAACUCAAGUAAGGACAUCUUCUGAAGCAAGGAGUCGGGAGGAGAAAUCGAACGGAUGGACAUCUGGCCUCUCUGGACCUUACCACAUAGUACGCCGUAUAAUCAUACAUACAGUAUGACGGGAAGUCUGCUUCUGCAUCAUCAUCCUGUUUUUCAAAGGCGGUAGAGCCAA